Naegleria lovaniensis is the source of this 831-nucleotide messenger RNA. RefSeq lists its product as uncharacterized. The transcript has a single exon. The record is from RefSeq and is a predicted model, not a curated record. NCBI's taxonomy places the organism in Eukaryota, Heterolobosea, Eutetramitea, Acrasida, Naegleriidae. The coding region runs from base 1 to 831 and encodes 276 amino acids.
AUGACACCAGCAGUACAAUGUAUUUUACAAUACAUGGUGUAUUUAUGCAACGAAUAUCAAAAUGGAAGAAUUUUGAGCAUACCCAAAGCAGAAGCCGAGUAUCAUGAAGAGGUGUUGUUACUUUUAUUGAGUUAUGGAUGGAAUUGUUGGACUCAAAAAGAUGAAUUAUUUUAUGUGAUGUGUUCAUAUUUGACAGAAAAGAAGCAACAUACUGUAUUGAAGUAUUUACUUUCGAAAUUUUGUUCAUUCACAAAAGAAUCAGAUUUGGAAAUGUUUGUGUAUUCUUGGAUGGUUCAUUGUUGCAUUCAGAAUCGCAAGAUUGCUCUUGAUUGUAUUCUGUCUCACUUUUUGCAUCACCAUGAAGAAAUGUUGCUGAAUGUGUUGAUCAAGCCAGUGUUAUGUUGCAAACACAGAGAUCAAAUCUUUAAUGAAUCAGGCAAUCAUAUUCCACUGGUUGGCUUACUAUUUUCAAGAUGUCACUCGUUUGGUGGAUUCUUAUUACAAACGAUUUUUGAGAGCAUGAGCGAGAAACAAUUUAAACAACUUGUGGUGAAAGAAACCAAAGAAACCAUUCUUCACAUCUUUUUAAUGACUGUAGAGCAAACGAAAGCAGAAUCGUUGGAUGUUUCUCUUUUGUUCACACUCAUUCGAAAGAAUCCCAAAUGGUUGCAUGCGAAAAAUAUUUUGAAUGACACACCUUUAACUUUAAUGCAACGGGUGAUUCAAGACUCAUAUUUGAGAUUUAGAAUUGAAAAAGAGUUUGGACGCAAACGAACAAACAAUGGUUCCAAUCCAAAAGAAGGUAAUAGAAGGAAAAUAGAAAGGGAAUAA